CUCUUUCAGUCUUUAAGUUUAAGAAGAAAUACAAAUACAAAUAUCACGAACAGUAUGAGUGACUUGGCUGUGAGUGUUUCAGCAAAACAUGGACAACUACUUAGGAAGUGUCUGCAAAGUUCUGAUCUAUACGACUCUAACAGACGAUCGAAAAGUUCAAAAGAUGGCAAAGUAAUACUUCCGAUAUUGGAUCAAGGCAAAUGCUUGGAACCAAUAAUAAGAAAAGCAUUUACUACCGAGAAUAUUGCUGAUUGGGAAAUAGUCCAUGUCAAACUACCGUCCUCAAAGAAGAACCAUAUUGCCACUCCAUACCAACAAAUGGUGUCUGGUAUAGAGAAGUUCCUGUGCGACCGUGGCAUAGUGCUCGCGGAAGAAUAUAGAAAUGAUAUUCCGAGACAAUGGGAACGCCAUGGUGACUUGGUUAUGUUUGGGGGCUACUUUCAAGAUCCUUUCUGGAAACAGUUCGGUAACGAAAUCUGGCACUUGAUCGCAAAAAUUCUAUCUUGCAAGAAAUUGGCACUAAAAGGAAGUGUUGUUUCCAAUGGAUACCGUACCCCAUGUGUGUCCCUUCUCUUGGGAGAAAACGGAUAUGUGGAGCACGUCGAUAAUGGAAUCAGGUACACAUAUGAUGUCACGAAAUGUAUGUUCUCAUCUGGAAAUGUGACCGAAAAAAUUCGCAUUGCCAGUUUUUGCUGUGAAGGAGAAACUGUUGUAGAUUUAUAUGCAGGUAUUGGAUAUUUCACUUUGCCCUACUUAGUUCACAGCAAAGCCCGCUUUGUUCAUGCUUGUGAAUGGAACCCGGAUGCUGCGGAGGCGUUGAAGAGAAAUCUUAGUCUGAAUGAAGUGGAAGAUAGAUGUACGAUCCACUUCGGAGACAACCGAGAGCACUGCCCAAAAAACAUUGCGGAUCGGGUUAAUUUGGGAUUGAUUCCGUCGUCAGAGCCGGGUUGGGAAGUAGCCUGUGCAGCUUUAAAGAUUGGUUCGGGUGGAAUUCUCCAUAUUCACGGCAACGUAGAGAGUCGAGAAGUGAAAAUAAACUCCCCUGAAAUUUGUAUUGGAGAAUGUUCAAAAGGCAAAACUGUUCAUGACUUUAAAGACCUAGAUCAAAACUUUCCUGAUACAGAAUUAAAUUUAUGUUCAUAUUCAAGCAAUGGUGUGCCUGAUGGAACGUUUUCAGAAAAGUCAUUGAAGACAGCAACAAAGAACAAAUGGAUGGACUGGUCUGAAGAAGUUUCCAAAAGCAUUAAACAUAUUUUGGAAAAAAUCCAUUUACCACAACAAUGGAGGACAAAUAUUUUGCACAUUGAACAUGUGAAGUCUUAUGCCCCUCAUGUGGAUCAUCUAGUUUUAGACCUUGAAUGUAGGCCUAUUUGAAAAUUUUCACUGACAUAAAUGUAUUAUUAUUAUUAUUGAUGUAAUUUUUCACUCAAACUAAUUGCAGAUGUAGUCUGACUUUAGGAUUAAAGUUUCAUAUUUCAAAAUUUAAAAAUGUGUUUGCAAAAUAUUUUCCAUAGUUGUGGCUGUUCCCUUUCCCUCUGUGAUCACACACACACACACAAACCCACACAACACACACACACACAGUUUCAUUUUUUAAAUAUUUCUAAAGACUGGACAAUAUUAAAUUCUUUGAACAAAAACGUUUAAGUUACUGGAUGUCCUACUUUGUAAACCAUUGACAUAAGAAUAAAAUAAUUAUAUACAUCGGA
Messenger RNA from Saccostrea echinata, 1709 nucleotides. RefSeq names its product tRNA wybutosine-synthesizing protein 2 homolog. Lineage: Eukaryota; Metazoa; Mollusca; Bivalvia; Ostreida; Ostreidae. The transcript is spliced from 6 exons. Gene Ontology annotation, biological process: tRNA methylation. Gene Ontology annotation, molecular function: tRNA methyltransferase activity. Gene Ontology annotation, cellular component: cytoplasm. The record is from RefSeq and is a predicted model, not a curated record. Bases 55 to 1374 code for a protein of 439 amino acids.